UUUAGUAUAAGCACUCCUCCCCUCCCUCCAUCACCCCCAUUUCCUCCACAGAGGCACCUGCCGAGGCACGCACACAUCCUAAACGCAUUGCCGCCUCGCCACCGACGUGCCGCCCGCCGCCCGCCAUGAGAAAAGCCACCAUCUUUCUCAUGGCGCUCGCCCUCGCCCUCGCCACGGCUGCUCCCCUACCAACGGUGGCGACGCCGCCCGCCAGGAGAAGCCGCUUCUUGGCGAAAGUCAAUUUCCCGCCGCCGACGUCGUUCUAUGACUGCAGCAAGAAGCCGCCCACCAUCUGCCUCCAGCCCGGUAGCCCGGGUGCGACGUGCUGCAAGGGCAUGUGCGUCGACACCGAGUACGACUCCCUGCACUGCGGCAACUGCAACAGGACGUGCGAUUACCCGAAGGCCUGCUGCGGCGGGAAAUGCGUCGACACCUUCACCGACAAGAAGAACUGCGGCGGGUGCGGCGUUCAGUGCAGGAAGAAGUGCUCCAACGGCUACUGCGACUACGCGGUGUGACGCGGCGGUGCAAACCAGCCAGGAUACAUACAUGCAAUUUCUACAUCCAUCGAGAAAUAAAAAUGACAGUACGUAUAUACUACGUGAUUUCAAUUAUUUCAAACAUUUCCAUUAUUGAGCUCCUGCUGGUAUACGUAUAUACAGAAAAGGAAAAAAGCGGGAGAAAGUAAUACCAAGGAUUUACGUAUACGUGUGUUCAUGAUUUAUGUGUUUAAUUGUUGGGCUACAUCAUAUAUAUAAGUGGUCAUAACGGUAUGAAUAAACUGGCGGAUGAUAUUUGUUGUAAUGUGUUUAUAUUG
Phragmites australis (common reed) is the source of this 817-nucleotide messenger RNA. RefSeq names its product protein STIG1-like. The transcript has a single exon. Bases 126 to 518 code for a protein of 130 amino acids. Lineage: Eukaryota; Viridiplantae; Streptophyta; Magnoliopsida; Poales; Poaceae. The record is from RefSeq and is a predicted model, not a curated record.